Messenger RNA from Paraglomus brasilianum, 600 nucleotides. The record is from the annotation of a GenBank genome assembly. Lineage: Eukaryota; Fungi; Glomeromycota; Glomeromycetes; Paraglomerales; Paraglomeraceae.
AUGUUUAACGCUGCAUCAAGAUUGAUAACUGCUUUGGGUCUGAGAGAGGAAACAGGGGAUGAUGGUUCGGCGAAACAAAAACAAAACGAUGAUGAGCAAUCCUCAAAAGAAAUAAUACCCAAUGUCUCAAUAAUAACACCUGAUGACCACUCAGGUUCUUCUGACAAUCCUCCUACUCAGUUUCCCCUCCUUGGUAGUCCUCAACGCAUUCGUAGUCCGCUGACACCACUUCAAAAGGCGACUAAGCAAAGACGAAAAGUUGCUCUUGAGCCUGGCCACUCUGCUUUAGAUUGGGCCAGGUUGAAGUCUUCGGGAGUGGACCUUACGGAGGGUGCAAGAGGAAUGAAGAAGAUUACUAUGGAAGAAGUGCAGCGUCAUCGGACAAAGGCUGAUGCGUGGACUGUGUUAGGUGGUAAGGUGUAUAAUAUUACGCCGUACUUGAAGUUUCAUCCUGGAGGUGUUGGAGAAAUAAUGCGUUGUGCUGGAAGAGACGGGACGGUAUUAUUUAUGGAAAUACAUUCAUGGGUAAAUUACGAACUGAUGCUAGAUAAAUGUCUCAUUGGAUAUCUCCUUGGGGACAGUGCAAGACUUCUAACUUAA